Leishmania mexicana MHOM/GT/2001/U1103 is the source of this 768-nucleotide messenger RNA. RefSeq lists its product as hypothetical. The transcript has a single exon. The record is from RefSeq and is a predicted model, not a curated record. Gene Ontology annotation, cellular component: membrane. Lineage: Eukaryota; Euglenozoa; Kinetoplastea; Trypanosomatida; Trypanosomatidae. Gene Ontology annotation, biological process: fluoride transmembrane transport. Gene Ontology annotation, molecular function: fluoride transmembrane transporter activity. The coding region runs from base 1 to 768 and encodes 255 amino acids.
AUGGGCUUCUCGGUGACCGUCCUCCCACCCGAGGCCGCGCUGCCCUUGACCUAUCGCGCCCUCUGCGUCGGCUUUUGCGGCAGCUUUACGACGUGCAGCUCGUGGAUUGUUAAGGCGAUGGUUCAGGACACUGUCGCAGAGACCUUUGAGCACCUGUUCAUUGGUAGUGCAAUGCCCCUUGUGCUCUUCCUCUGGGGCCGUGACUGCGGGUGUGGCGUGCGGUGGUGCGGCGAGCAUAUCAUUGGCUCUCCGUGUGAGACAUGGCCAUUGCACCGCUCGCUGCUUCGUGCCGUUGAUGCCGUCUUUUUGGUCCUUGUGUUUCUUGCAUCGAUCCUAGCGCCGGUUCUUGUGCAGGUGUACAUCAACACGGGCGGCAUCCGUGCCAUCUCCACCGACUCCGUUCGCAUGGUGGUGCUCGCCCCUGCAGGUGCGGUCACCCGCUUUGUGCUCUCGGUCUACCUAAACAAGAAGGCCUGCGCCGCUCAAUUCCCACUAGGCACGCUAGCAGCUAACCUUCUAGGUGUGCUGCUCGCCAUCAUCAUGUACAACAUGGAGGUCAACCACGUUUCCUGCGAGUGGUGCAUCGCUGUCCAGCAUGGCAUCUGCGAGGCACUCUCCACCGUCUCCUCCGCCGCGAGUGAGCUGGUUAGUUUCUACGGCAGCGGGCGCAUCCUGCUAGCGUACGUCUACGCACUGGCGUCAGUUGGUUGCGGUGCCCUCAUUGCCGGCGUUGGACGGCCUCAGCUUUACCAUCGCGCUGUGAGCUGA